UCGUUGUACCCGCCUGGGCUUAGGCCCCGCAUCGAGUCGCACCUAUACCAGUACGGCCCCCUCCCCCGCGCCCUUUGCCCCACCCCGCUGGUUCCAGAACACCUGCCUUUGAAGAUUCAGGCAUUAGUGGCGUGUGAGGCCGCGGUUCGCGGGCUCGUCACCUCUCUGUCCGCCAGGCCACGGUCCCCCGGCGGAGGGAGUGAGGCGGCAGGUCGAUGCCCCUGGGCUCGCGGACGCCCUCGACUGCCUCGACGCCCUGCCGUCGGGGGACACCACUGCACCUACCUCCCGAAGGUGCCACUCGCCCACGAGCCGCUGACGCGACACCAUGACGGGGUCCGGGAUGUCGCCCGGCUACCUGGCCAAAGCCCUGGCCCUGCUUCUCCUGCUAGGCGGGAGCUUCACGCGAGCGCUCACGCCGAGACUUCACGAGCUGCUGACCCCCGAGGAGCUGGUGCGCCUGUUCGGCCAGAGCCUCGCCCAGGACUUGCCGGACUACCAGGUGGUGCUGCUGCCCGCCGCGCACCCCGCGCCCGUCGAGCUGGAGGACGUGGAGGCCGUGGAGGCAGAGGGUGGUGUCGAGGCCGAGGGCGCGGCCUUCCCCUACGAGUUCCACGCGUUCGGCAGCCCCGUGGGCUUGACGCUGCGCCGCAACCGGCACCUCAUCGCCCCGAGCUUCAGAGUGGUCCGCCGUGGCGGGGACCUUGACUCGGAGGAGGACGGGGCGCUGCAGGACGCCCCGCGCUGCCACUUCCUGCACCGGGACGAUCAGGACAUGGUGGCCGCCCUCAGCCUGUGCCACCCCAGGACCGUGCACGGCCUCAUCCUGCGCGGCAACGAGUCCCUCGAGAUCUGGCCUCUGCCCGACCGCCUGCACGACCACUUCGGUGGGGACCUCGACAGCAACGGGCUCGUGGAAGACGCUGGCCGGGUGCCGCAUCUCAUCAAGAGGGUGCCACUAGAGCGGCACCGCUACCUUUUCACCGAUGGCGAUUCAGUCGUCCACCAGGAUGUGGAGGCUGUUGUCUCGUCGAGGAAUCGAUAUCAGCAGCAGGCGCGCGGCGGCGCGCAGGCCCGGCUGGUGCUGGAGACGGCACUCUUCCUGGACGAGGCGGCGUACCGCUUGUUCGCUCCCUUCGUGUCGAACGACGAGGCGCAGCUGCGUGACAUGAUCCUGGCCUACCUCAACGGGGUGCAGGCCCUGUACCACCACCCCAGCCUGGGCCGGGCCGUGGACAUCGCCCUGGUGCGGCUAGAGCUGUUCCGGUCGCAGCCGCAGGACCUCCCGCACCACGAGGGGGACCGCGGCCCGCUGCUGGACUCCUUCUGCGAGUACAACGAGCGGCACAACCCGCCGGGUGACGAGGACCCGCACCACUGGGACAUGGGGCUCUACGUGUCCGGACUGGACUUCUUCGCCUACGAGAAUGGCCGCAAGAGCGGCGUCACGAUGGGACUGGCCACGGUGGGCGGCGUCUGCCUGGACCGAUAUGCGUGCGUCAUCGCGGAGCUGGGCACCGUCAACGUUUUUGGCAAGCCGUACCCGUCGGCUGGCUUCACCUCCGUGUACAUCCUCGCGCAUGAGAUCGGCCACAACCUGGGCAUGCACCACGACAGCACCAGCAACAGCUGCCCCAAGGAUGGCUUCAUCAUGUCCCCCUCGCGAGGCACCCAGGGCGAGGCGGUGUGGUCGUCGUGCUCCAUGGAGGUGCUGCAGCAGGCGAGCGCCGAGUGCCUCAUGGACCGGCCGCGCGCGCCGCCCAAGAACAUGGACCACAUGGGCAUGUUCAAGGACGAGCCCGGCCAGGCGUGGAGCGCCAAGAAGCAGUGCGAGAUGCUGCUCCGGGACCACGACGCCGAGCUGCGCUACCCCACCAGGCUGGCGGAUAUCUGCGACAACCUCCAGUGCCGCACGCCGCACCGCUCCGGGUUCUACUUCGCGGGCCCCGCGCUCACGGGCACGAGCUGCGGCGCGGGGAAGUGGUGCCAGGGCGGCCAGUGCGUCCCCAUGAAGCGCAAGAAGCCCACCAAGGUGGUGAAGGGCGGCUGGAGCCCGUGGCGCUCGGAGCCCUGCCAGUCCGGCUGCAUCGCCAAGGCCCGGGGUUUCCAGAAGCGUCGGCGGUCGUGCACCAACCCCCGGCCGGUGAACACGGACGAGGGCUGCGAGGGGUCCAGCGUGGACGUGGUGCUGUGCAAAGACGACAGAGUGUGCCCCAAGGCCAGGCGCCCCACCGUGGUGGAGUACGCGAGCGCCCAGUGCCGCCACUUUGCCCAGCUGCUCCCGGACCUCGACCCCGGCGGCGCGGGUCUGCAGGCCCCCCACGAGCAGGGCCGCCUCUGGAUGUCGUGCGCCAUCUUCUGCCGGCGCCGCGACACCGGGUCGUACUACACGCCGCGCCUGGACCUCAACGACAUGGGCGUGAACGCGUACUUCCCGGACGGCACCUGGUGCCACAGCGACUCGUCCGGGGCCUACUACUGCCAGCAGCGCCACUGCCUGCCGGAGGGCUUCCAGCUGAGCAAGCUGUCGCACUGGCAGUGGCAGACGGACGACGUGCCCGUGCCCCAGAACGCGCUGCCCCACGGCCUGCCGCCCCCGGCGCUGCUGCUCAGCUACCUGGGCCUGGGCGCCGACGGCCGCCCCCUGCUGGAGCAGCUGCCGCCGGGCGCCGCCACCCCGCCUCCCGACGACGCCUGGUCCGACCGCGACUACGUAGAGCUGCCCGCCAUGUGAGCAUCGCGCCGCAGUGGAAUGAGUAACAUUGCUUUGUGAAUUUUUGUGAUUUAUUUUCCUCAAUGCGUAUUUUUCAAGUUUGUACUUUUCUAAAAAAUAUUAAAGCCCCUCAUCUC
This is a messenger RNA of Frankliniella occidentalis (western flower thrips), 2850 nucleotides long. RefSeq names its product A disintegrin and metalloproteinase with thrombospondin motifs adt-1-like. Lineage: Eukaryota; Metazoa; Arthropoda; Insecta; Thysanoptera; Thripidae. The record is from RefSeq and is a predicted model, not a curated record. The transcript has 15 exons. Gene Ontology annotation, molecular function: metalloendopeptidase activity. Gene Ontology annotation, biological process: extracellular matrix organization; proteolysis. Gene Ontology annotation, cellular component: extracellular matrix. The coding region runs from base 329 to 2734 and encodes 801 amino acids.